AUGUCUGCACCAACUGGUUUCGUUCCGAAGAAGGUGAUGCCCUUCGAUGGCAAACUCUUCGAGAUCAUCGGUGCCGACGAAACCCUCACCAUUGCCAAACACCUGAUGACACUCCUGCCAAGCCUUGCGUUUCCUGCAGAUGCUGUCAUCCACGAUUCCGCCUGCGGUCUUGGCCCAGUCACCGAGAGCAUUCUAGCCACCUCGCCACCGUCCAGCAUCAAAAUCUUCGCCACAGACUUCGCCCCACCCAUGACUGCCAUAUACAACAGCAUCGCCGAGGCAAAGAAUUGGCCUUCCCGAGCCGAAGUUAUGGAUGUCCAACACCUCUCUUUCCCGGACGCAACUUUUUCCCACGUCUUCCUGUCUUUCGGUUUGCCUAUAAUCGAUGACCCUAUAGCUGCUGCUAGGGAGAUGUACCGUACCCUUAAGCCCGGUGGUACAGCUAUUACAGCUUUCUGGCUACACAUGCCACAGGGAGAGUGUGCUCAGAAGGUGCGCCGAGCAAUCUGGGGUCCUGAUGCACGGCUCAAUAUCGAACCACACCCAGAACAUAGCGACAAGGGGUACCUAAAGAGCCUCCUGGUCAAGGGCGGGUUCAAGUCUGAAGACUCUGUACUGCCGGUCAAGGACAUUGACGAGCUUGCCACCGCUAUCUGGAGCGUUAUCGGCCAGCCUCAGGGUGGAUGGGCUGAGGAUGAUGAGGAGAAAUGGGAUGAGGCUAUCACUACGUAUAAGGAGAUUCUGACCAAGGAACCUGGCUACCAGGUGGAUCAAGAUGGCAAUAUCGCCCUCACAGGCACUGCUCAGAUCGUCAUUGUUCGUAAAGAAGAGUAG
Diaporthe batatas is the source of this 834-nucleotide messenger RNA. RefSeq lists its product as uncharacterized. NCBI's taxonomy places the organism in Eukaryota, Fungi, Ascomycota, Sordariomycetes, Diaporthales, Diaporthaceae. The transcript is spliced from 2 exons. The record is from RefSeq and is a predicted model, not a curated record. Bases 1 to 834 code for a protein of 277 amino acids.